Messenger RNA from Pichia kudriavzevii, 258 nucleotides. RefSeq lists its product as uncharacterized. The record is from RefSeq and is a predicted model, not a curated record. Lineage: Eukaryota; Fungi; Ascomycota; Pichiomycetes; Pichiales; Pichiaceae. The transcript has a single exon. Gene Ontology annotation, cellular component: EKC/KEOPS complex. Bases 1 to 258 code for a protein of 85 amino acids.
AUGCCAUUCCCCGUAUCGGUGCAGGUCAAUAUCCCCUUUGGAUCUAUUGAACAGGCAAGAAUUGCUCGUGAUGCUCUCAGACCAGACCCUGUCCUCAAGUCUGACCAGUCCUCGUUGGAGUAUUCUGUGCAAGACUCUCAAUUGAACAUCUCGGUGAGGGGGGUCGACGACAGAAUAGUGAGGGUAUCUGUCAACAACGUACUGGAAAAUCUAAAGACCAUAAUUGAGUGUUUUGAAGUCUUCUCGCAGUCGGGUUGA